AUGAGCUAUUCCGUUCACAAAUCUCUGGAUGAUGGUCUAUAUUUCCUCAAUGGAAAGCGGCAGAAUUUGGAGAAAACUCAAUAUUCUCGAGAAUUUGAUGUAUUUGAACCAAGAACCGGAGAAGUUGUAGCGAAAUGCCCAAUUGCGCCGAAGGAGUUUGUUGAUGAAGCGUGUGUGGAUGCCAAGGAAGCGCAGACUGCGUGGGGUAAAAUGGUGCCGAUGGAACGGACCAAGAUUUUGGUGAAAGUUGCAGACAUUAUCAGGGUAUGUUCUUGUUGAUUUUUGAAGUUUUUGGUAGUUUAUUGACGGAAUGACAACGAAUUUGCGGGUAAAGGGUUAUUAUUCGGACUUUGUUGAUGUUACUCAAUUUUGCGUUUGAAAAAUCGCUGAAUAAUUAUUAAUCCUAUUGAAAUCAACGUAAACGAUACUGCAGAAUCUUGUGAAUUUAAUUUUAAUUGCCGUUUUUAAAAGCUUGAUUAAUAUGUCGAAAUUUGAGUUUUCUGGAUAUUAACCAUGUUUUUCAGGCCAACGUUGAAGAGCUUGCUGUUUGGGAGUCAAAAACAAAUGGCAAGUCGGUGAAAGAAGCUCGUGAGGAUGUUUUAUCAAGUGCUGAUACCUUUAUGUUCUAUGGUGGUAUUGCUCCAGCAGUUCUGAAAGGUAAACAACCGAUAUUAGUUUAGAUACUCCUGGUUUUCUUUAUUGGUUGUUUUUAGAUUUAUUGGCUGAAUUUUGAGCUCUUGUUAAUAGCUUUAGUUAUGGAAUGUUAUUUAUGUUUUUGUAGUAGUUAUUUUAGAAAAUAAGUGUUUAAAUUUAAUUUAAAACCGAUUAAAAACAAUAUUAUUAUAGGUGAUCACUUUGAGCUCCCAGAUGAUCGUUUCUGUUACACAAAAUGUGAACCUUUUGGUGUAGUUGGCUGUAUUGGAGCUUGGAAUUAUCCAUUCCAGACUUGUGUGUGGAAAGUCGCUCCAGCUUUGGCCGCUGGCAAUGCUGUUAUUUAUAAACCAUCACCUUUCGCCCCCGGAAGCCCCGUAGCGUUGGGAGAGAUUCUGAAGGCAGCUGGGGUUCCUGAUGGCGUUUAUAAUGUGGUUCAGGUAAUUUUUGAUUUAUUUAGGAGUAACUUUCGAUCAGAAUUUGAAUAUUUUAGAAAUUUUUGAUUUCUUAGGUAACAAAUGCUGUAUUAGAGUGUCAUUUUUGAAAUUUAGGUAACAGAUGGAACAAAAAAAUUUUAAAAAGUAAUUUUAGUUUAAAAAUGACUUUAAAAUUUUAAAAUUUCAGGGCGACGCAGAAACCGGCGAAGCGCUUUGCCAGAACCCAGAAGUUCGUCGUGUAUCAUUCACAGGAUCAGUCGAAACUGGCAAAGCUAUCCAAAGAAACUGUGCCAAAAACAAUAUCAAGCCAGUGACUUUGGAGUUGGGCGGUAAAAGCGCUUUCAUCGUCUUUGAAGAUGCCGACAUUGACGAAGCCGUUGGAGCCGCGAUUCUGGCCAAUUUCCUGAAUCAAGGCGAGGUUUGUACCAAUGCCACGAGAGUUUUUGUUCAACAUGAUGUUGUGGGAAGGUUUUUGGAGAAGUUGACUCAGGAAUGCGACAAGAUUAAGGUUGGAGACCCGCUGGACGAGAAGAACAACGUUGGCGCCAUUGUGAAUAAACAGCACUUGAACAAGGUGUUGGGAUUUGUGGAGGAGGCUGUUAAGGAGAUGGGUUUUUGUUUUUAAUGAUAAUUUUUGUUGUUUUAGGUAUUGGAAAGGAAGUUUUUACGAUUUUGUUUAAAAAAGUUGUUUUGCAGGCUGCGGGGGACAAGUUAUACGAUGAAAACGGUUUUUUAAAGUGAAACUGAUAUUUUUGGGUUUGUAAGGAAAUUUUUUGCUAUUUUAUAAUCUGUAAAGAAAGUUUUUGCCAUUUUAUGUGUUGUAAAGAAAGUUUUUGCCAUUUUAUGUGUGGUAAGGAAAGUUUUUGCCAUUCUAUGAGUUGUAACCAAAGUUCUUGUUAUUUGAUGUUUUUGUAAAAAAAGUUCUUGCUAUUUCGUAAUCAAAAAAACAAAAAUUGAACUUAUUUUAGGGCGCCCUCCUAGUUCGCGGCGGAAAGCGUCUCAACCCCUCAGGCGUCGAGAAUGGCUUCUACUUUGAUCCGGCCAUCCUAACCGACCUCCAUGAUGAUAUGACAGUAGUGAAGCAAGAGAUCUUCGGCCCAGUUCUCCUUCUCCUACCUUUCAAAACCGAGGAAGAAGUGAUUGCCAGAGCCAACAACACCAUGUACGGACUAGCAGCCGGCUUACACACGGGCUGUGUCAAACGUGCACAUCGUGUAGCAUCAGCGUUGGAAGCGGGUACUGUCUUUGUUAAUACCUACAACGAUACUCAUGUUCAUGUACCAUUUGGUGGGUAUAAAAACUCUGGGCAUGGCAAAGAGAACUCGGUUGAAUGCCUGAAGGAAUACACUCAGAUCAAGAGUGUCUAUGUUCAUGUGGGCAAUGAGGUUCAACAUAAUUUGAACUAA
Messenger RNA from Bursaphelenchus okinawaensis, 2494 nucleotides. The record is from the annotation of a GenBank genome assembly. NCBI's taxonomy places the organism in Eukaryota, Metazoa, Nematoda, Chromadorea, Rhabditida, Aphelenchoididae.